Messenger RNA from Nematostella vectensis (starlet sea anemone), 2502 nucleotides. RefSeq names its product monocarboxylate transporter 10. Gene Ontology annotation, biological process: transmembrane transport. NCBI's taxonomy places the organism in Eukaryota, Metazoa, Cnidaria, Anthozoa, Actiniaria, Edwardsiidae. The record is from RefSeq and is a predicted model, not a curated record. The transcript has 5 exons. The coding region runs from base 467 to 1786 and encodes 439 amino acids. Gene Ontology annotation, molecular function: transmembrane transporter activity.
GCAACGUAACUUGACCGGGUUUUCUCAUCAAACACGGAUAGCGAGUCGCAAACAAGAAACAUUUUUUGCCAAUUAGAGGGAAAUUCGUGGUUCAUUAUCAGAAUUAGCGUGACAAACACUGUUCCUACCGCCCUUGCAUUUGUCAGUAUAGGUUCUUCAGAAUACCCUACGUCAGAGCUACGUCCGAUCAAAGACUCUGUUCCACAUAGCAUCCUGAUAUAUUGAGGACGUUUUACGUGUGGUUUGAUUCCGGAGAGCCCCGAGUAAUCACAGAAUAACAGAACCUAAAAACAGGGAAUAUGCCGUCAAAACUAUUGGUAUUCUGAUAGCCUGUGCGCCUUUACGUUGUCAGAUGUCAAGUGCUGAAAAAGGCGACUGAAUACACAAGUGUGUACUUCGCCAAGAGGAGUUAUUGCUCGACGCUUGUAAGCCCUUGAAAGUGCUUUUUUUGGCGAUAGGCACCAGCAUGGCCGUGUACCGUGUAGAUAGUGGACGGUCCUGGGGCGUAUGCUGUUGUGCUACUAUCGCAAACGGCCUGGUCCACUCAGUCGUGCUCAGCUUUGGGGUGAUGUUACCGGUCCUCAUUAAGGAGUUUGGCAUAAGUAAAGAGCAGACAGCGCUGGUAGGUGCACUGGCAUAUGGCGUUGGAUGCUUCACUGGACUUCUCGCUGCGCGCUGGUGUGAUCGCUUUGGACUCCAGCGGACUCAUAUCUUCGGCACUCUGACAUGCGCUGUGGCACUACUCUCGUCGUCAUGGGCAACAAGCAAUGCUAUCCUCUACUUUACUUACAGCGUCUUGUUUGGCCUGGGGAUGAGCUCCGUCUUCAUGCCCUGUUUCCUCGCUGUUGCUAAAUACUUUCGACGUCAUCGAUGUUCUGCGGUUGGCAUGGUAACCGCGGGCCCCGCUGCUGGGGUAUUAGUGAUGGGUCCUUCAUUACAAGCCCUGGUCAACGCCGUAGGCUGGCGACACGCCUACAGAAUACUAAGCGUGGUCUUUGUGUUGUCUUGUGCACUUUCGUGGCCAUUUCGAGAGGAGGCGCCCGACAAUGAAACACACGACGCUAUGGUUCAUGACAAAGAAGGGAAGAAUCGUGAGCAGCCAGCAAACAGAAAAUGUCGACCUGAUUUCACAGUCUGUAGGAUCCCGGCGUUUACAAUCGGUUUGUUUUCUAUGUGCUUUGCCGGUAUUGGGCAUUUCUCUCCACCGAUCCAUUUGGUGCAGUACUGUGAAGAGAUCGGCUUCUCGCCCCAGGACGCCUCCUAUCUCUUCGUAUCUAUCGGAAUCGGCUCUGUCGUCGCGCGGCUGCUCAUGGAAAAAGUUUGCGAUUUGCCUUGGGUGAGCCCGCUGUACAUGAAUCAACUUUCCAUGGUGUGCAGCGGUUCUGUUAUCCUCUUACUAAAUGCUCAAGGGGGGUAUAUAGUAUUAGUGGUCUUGACGCUAGUGUAUGGAAUAGCGGAUGGGGUAUACAUGACGACGUUUAACGUAAUAGUAGUCAACACAGUGAGCCAUGAUCAGAGAUCUCACGCGUUUGGAUUUGCCAACAUGGCACUCGCAUCUUGUGUUUGCAGCGGUCCCUAUUUAACAGGGUUGAUCGCCGAUCACUUGUCUUACAAGCAUUCUUUCUACGUGUCUGGCGGGCUGGCGCUGCUUGGAGCAAUGGUACCGUUCUCCUUAAAAGUCAUGGGAGGACGACAUACCACCCAAAGAGAAUUAGUCAAGCUGAACAAGCAACUGAGCGUCACGAAUAGCUCGCAAGUAAUGUACGAACGAGAGACGGUGCUUUGAAGGCCAGGAGACAUGAUGAUCUUGCAAGUAAUGUAACGAGAGACGGUGCUUUGAGGGCCCAGGAAACAUCGAUCUUGUAAGUAAUGUACGACACGGAGAAGAAGACAUGACGAGCUCGCAAGUACUGUACGGACGAGAGACAGUGCUUUUACGACCAGGAAACAUAACAUCUUCUAGUAAUUUUGGGACGAGCGACAGUGGUUUGACGGCCAAGAAACAUAACAUCUUGCAAGUAAUUUUUGGGACGAAAGACAGUGCUUUGACGGCCAAGAAAUAUAACAUUUUGCAAAAAAAUUAAGGGACGAGAAACAGUGCUUUGAGGGCCUUUUGCUAAGAAAUCACCAAGCGUCCUUCACUCAUAAAACCAACGCUGCCACUGCUUUUGUCAUUAUGUGCAGCAGUAGUACCCAGUCCUUGCUCGCCAUGAUGUGCAGCGACGUAAAAGACAUGUCUAUGGACAAUCACGUGACAGUCACUUUCACGUUUUAUUGGUUUUCGUAAAAUCAAUCUUUACAAAAAUAGACCUCUGGUAUUUUAUAUAAAGUACAAGUACGACUCAAUCAUAAUUUGUACACGAUGAGUAUGAAUAAAUGAAGAGGAUUUUUUUAUGAAAUAAUAUCCUUAAACCUAUACGCUAUAAAUUAUACAAAAAUGUCUAGCUGCCUUUCUUUAUAUUAUCUUCAUUUCUUGGAAAUAAAUUAUUGUAUCUAACGGGA